AUGGCAAACAGAAUCGGCAUAUUUCCAGCGUCUGGGGGCCUUGGAGGCAGCACCCUCAGACACCUUCUUGCACAAGUUCCUCCCAGCGAUGUGGUGCUUAUCGCUCGUAGCCCAGAGAAACUCAGCAAAGAGGAAGCUGCUGGAGCCACUGUUCGAAAGGCCGAUUACGACGAUGUUCAGACACUGGACCAGGUUUUUGAUGGAAUUUGGUCUCUGAACUUGAUUUCCUACGCUAGUAUCCAAAAUGAGCAUCGAUUCAAUGCACACAGAGCCGCGAUCGAUGCAGCUCGAAAGAGUGGUGUGAAGCACAUAUUUUACUCAUCUCUUGCGUUUGCUGGAGAUGGAAAUCUUGAAACCAAGGCCCAAGUGAUGCUUGCUCAUGUCGCCACGGAGAAAUAUUUGGCUGAGCUACACGACCAGGACCCACAGUUCACAUACACUGUUGUUCGGCAAGGGGUAUAUUCUGAGUCCUUCCCAGUCUAUACCGCUUGUUUUGAUCUCAAAGCUCCGUCUGACGAAAUUUGCAUCCCUCACGACGGCUCAGGCCCCGGUAUUGCAUGGGCCAAACAAGACGAGUUGGGGGAGGCAACCGCAAAUCUGAUUGCACAACACGCCAAAGAUCCCGCUACUUUUCCCUAUCUAAACAAAACUAUCAUUCUCUCUGGCGCUCGUGCUUUGUCUCUUAAUGAGACAGUGGAUACAUUCAGCCGUGUGCUCAACAAAUCGGUGAAAAUUUGCCAGGUUGAUGUGGAAGAGUACGCCAAUCAACCACAGGUUCAAGCGAGCCUUGGAUAUGGUGGUGGCAACUGGGCGCCCCUCUGGGCGACUGCUUUUGAUGCAAUCCGCGAUGGUGAAUGUGCAGUAGUUACUUCAAAUCUUGCUCGAUUGCUUGGCCGCGAACCUGAGCAAUUUGAAACAACUCUUAGGAGGAUGGUUUCGCAGUGA
Messenger RNA from Penicillium oxalicum, 945 nucleotides. RefSeq lists its product as uncharacterized. The record is from RefSeq and is a predicted model, not a curated record. The coding region runs from base 1 to 945 and encodes 314 amino acids. The transcript is spliced from 2 exons. Lineage: Eukaryota; Fungi; Ascomycota; Eurotiomycetes; Eurotiales; Aspergillaceae.